Molecule: messenger RNA, 1459 nt
Organism: Penaeus vannamei (Pacific white shrimp)
Lineage: Eukaryota; Metazoa; Arthropoda; Malacostraca; Decapoda; Penaeidae
Product: beta-1,4-galactosyltransferase 4
Biological process (GO): carbohydrate metabolic process; glycosphingolipid biosynthetic process
Cellular component (GO): Golgi apparatus
Molecular function (GO): galactosyltransferase activity; N-acetyl-beta-glucosaminyl-derivative 4-beta-N-acetylgalactosaminyltransferase activity
Source: RefSeq, a predicted model, not a curated record
CCUUUUCCCAUACCCCUUUCUAACUUACUUCCCCCUCCACCCCAUUUCUCUCUCACCGCUUUAUCAUUUUCCUUCUAUCUCUCCUAUUCUCUGUCUGCCACGAUGCACAAACUCUUCCCAAUGUUGUGUAUGUUGGUUUUGGUAACCCUGAUCUUCUUGGCUGCCGUGAGAGUGGUUGUGAAUUUUCCCGAAGCGGUUGUGGGUUCAAGCCCGAGAAGCCUGGGUUCUAAGCUGAAGCCUGAUGUCAGAGAGGAGAGGAGGAGAGAUCCUUCGCUGAAGCCUGGUCUGGGCCAAGAAAGACCAGGGGAUUUUCUGAAGUCUGAUUCAAGCCUGGAAAGCCCGGAUGCAUUUCUGAAGUCGGAUUUAAACCAAGGAAGCCGAGAUCUUGUGCUGAAGCCUGAAAUAAGCCGAGAAAGUCAGAGCCUAGAUCCCCCGCUGGAGCCUGGAGAUCCCGAAAGCCAGGUUUCUUCCCCGAAGCCUGAAACAAGCCGGGAAAACGAAGAUCUUUUGACGAGUCCUCCAACGAACCGAGAAAGCCCAACCCAAGAUCCUCUACUAAAGCCCAAUCUAAGCCACGAGAGCCAAGAUCUCCUUCGGAAGCCUGAUCAAGCCCCAGACAGUCCAAACCCGCUUUCCAGCCCCAAGACAACCGCCUUGCCCCCCUGCCCCGAAAUGCCCCUCGUCCCAGGAAGAAGGAGAACCAUCAAUUCGGUGAUAACGGUGGAGGAGGCGCAGAGGGCGAUCAAGGGCGUGCGCGCGGGCGGGUCGUGGUGGCCGCCCCUCUGCGCCCCGCGGCAGAGGCUGGCCGUCAUCGUGGCCUUCAGGGACAGGGCGGCCAUGCUGGGUCCCUUCCUGUACCGUAUGCAUCCGUUCCUUCAACAACAGUCCAUGAACUACUCAAUCUACUUGGUGGAACAAACACCGGAGGGGGGCUUCAACCAGGCCAAGAUGUACAACGUGGGCUUCGUUCGGGCGCGCGCCGAGGGACCCUGGGACUGCUUCGUGUUCCAUGACGUCGACUGCCUCCCCGAGAACGACAACAACCUCUACUUCUGCGCCGACCAGCCGCGCCACCUGGGAGUCGCGCGGUCCAAGACGGGAUAUCAGUUGGUUCACAACAACAAGUACAUGGGUUGUGCCAAUGCCCUGACUGGGUGGCAGGUGGACAGAGUUAAUGGCUGGAGUAACAGGUACUUCGGCUGGGGCGGCGAAGACAACGACAUGUCCCGCCGCAUCAGGGCCUCGGGAAUGGGCGUGGUCAGGAUGGAUCCGGCGGUGGCGACCUACAUGAUGCUGAAACACCCCCCGGCGAGGAGGAAUCCUGACAGGAGAGAGAUAUUGCGGGAAGCUGUAAGAACAUACAAGGAAGACGGUCUGAACACUCUGAACUACACCCUUGUCCAGAUGGAACGACGGCCGCUGUACACUUGGUUGUUCGUCCGGCCGUGAUGGGGAAGGA